Messenger RNA from Osmia bicornis bicornis, 2467 nucleotides. It is a transcript of the gene Mcm7, whose product is annotated as DNA replication licensing factor Mcm7. Gene Ontology annotation, biological process: DNA replication; double-strand break repair via break-induced replication; DNA strand elongation involved in DNA replication. NCBI's taxonomy places the organism in Eukaryota, Metazoa, Arthropoda, Insecta, Hymenoptera, Megachilidae. The transcript is spliced from 10 exons. Gene Ontology annotation, cellular component: MCM complex; nucleus. The coding region runs from base 170 to 2347 and encodes 725 amino acids. The record is from RefSeq and is a predicted model, not a curated record. Gene Ontology annotation, molecular function: single-stranded DNA binding; ATP binding; ATP hydrolysis activity.
CUCUUUGGCUGUACUACAGCGCUGUAAACAUUCUGCUCAAUUUUAGCGGGAAGAAUACUCUGAGAAGUAUAAUUGCGUUCGUUAGCAUACUACAGGAGAUUGAUUUAUUUAGACAAAGGAGAGAUCUAAAUUAAAUUUAAACCCAAUUUUAAAAAUAAAUUUAUAAAAAAUGCCGUCCAAGGUAUUGAGAGAUUAUACAAAAGCCAGAGAACAAUUGAAAACGUUCUUAACGGAGUUUAUGGUAAUGGAUGACAGUUCUGGUGAAAAGGUAUUUAAAUAUAGAAAGCAACUCACUAAUAUUGCUCACCGUGAACAAGUUGAUAUCACAAUAGAAUUAGAUGAUGUUCAUGAAUUUGAUGACGAAUUAGCAUUAUCUAUUUCAAGUAAUACACGAAGAUAUGUCAAUUUACUUUUAGAGCUUAUUCAAGAGAUGCUACCUGAAUUUAAAGAGAGACCUGUACCCCCGAAAGAUGCUUUAGAUGUAUAUAUUGAGCAUAGAUUAUUAAUGGAAAGCCGUAAUAUUCACCUUGGUGAACAACAUGAUCCCAGAAAUAAAUAUGCUCCAGAACUUAUGAGGCGUUUUGAAGUAUAUUUCAAAGAUUUUGAUGCAGCAAAAGACUAUUCAGUGAGAGAUAUAAAAGCAGAUAAAAUAGGAAAAUUAGUUACAGUACGGGGCAUAGUAACAAGAUGUAGUGAUGUAAUGCCACUACUCAUUGUUGCUACAUACACAUGUGACCAAUGUGGUGCAGAAACAUUUCAACCAGUACACUCUCUUAAAUACAUGCCAUUAAAAACAUGUCCUAGUGAUGACUGCCGUAUAAAUAAAUCUGGUGGAGUAUUAGAGAUGCAAACAAGAGGAUCAAAAUUUAUAAAAUUUCAAGAAUUAAAAAUACAAGAACAUAGUGAUCAAGUUCCUGUAGGCCACAUUCCAAGAACACUGUCAGUAUAUUGUAGAGGUGAAGUAACAAGAAAGUGCUUACCUGGAGACCACAUACUUGUUACAGGCAUUUUUUUACCUAUCAUCAAAUCUGGCUUCUCUACUCGAGCUGGUGCAGCUCUUUUGAAUGAAACGUAUAUAGAUGCACAUAGGAUUACUUGCCUUACUAAUUCUGACACAGUUGAUGAUAGUAGCGCUAUAUUGACCACCGAAGAAUUAUCCAUAUUAAUGGAAGAUGAUUUUUAUAGCAAAUUAGCUCAAUCUAUUGCUCCAGAAAUAUAUGGGCUUGAAGACGUUAAAAAAGCUCUGUUAUUACUUCUAGUUGGUGGAACAGAUAAACAAAAAGAUGAUAUUAAGAUCAGAGGUAACAUCAACAUUUGCUUGAUGGGUGAUCCAGGAGUUGCCAAAUCGCAGUUACUUUCAUUCAUAACAAGAUUGGCUCCUCGUUCUCAGUAUACAACUGGCAGAGGAUCUUCUGGAGUAGGUUUAACUGCUUCAAUUAUGAAAGAUCCUUUAACUGGGCAGAUGAUGCUCGAAGGGGGAGCUUUAGUACUCGCUGAUCAAGGUGUGUGCUGCAUCGACGAAUUCGAUAAAAUGGCAGAUGCAGAUCGAACAGCUAUUCACGAAGUGAUGGAACAGCAAACUAUAUCAAUUGCCAAAGCAGGCAUUACAACUCGGUUAAAUGCAAGAGUUUCAAUCUUAGCUGCUGCAAAUCCUGCGUACGGUAGAUAUAAUCCAAAAAGGACGAUCGAACAAAAUAUUCAAUUACCUGCUGCUUUAUUAUCGCGAUUUGACUUAUUAUGGUUAAUUCAAGAUCGAGCGGAUCGUAAUAAUGAUUUGAAAUUGGCUCAACAUAUAACUUAUGUUCAUCAGCAUUGUAUACAACCCCCCACAGAUUCGAAUGUGUUGGAUAUGAAUUUAAUUAGGAAAUAUAUUACUCUGUGCAAAACAAAACAGCCAGUUAUUCCAGAAGUCUUAACAACGUAUUUAGUUGAAUCCUAUGUAGAAAUGAGGAGAGCAGCUCGUAAUAGUGAGGACAAAACCUUCACCUCUGCGCGUAAUUUAUUGGCAUUACUGCGUUUAUCAACUGCAUUAGCCCGUCUAAGAUUAGCAGACGUAGUUGAAAAAGACGACAUCAUCGAGGCGAAUAGAUUGAUAGAAAUGUCUAAACAUUCUAUUAAUUAUUCUGAAACGUUACAAUCCAACGUACAGCAAAAUCCAAUGAAUCGUAUCUUCUAUCUUAUCAGAGAUCUAGCAGGCGAUAAGAAAACUAUUAAAGUGUCGGAGAUAUUGGAACGAUGUACCAGUAAAGGAUUUAAACCCGAUCAAGUUAAUGAUUGCAUCGAAGAAUACGAGGCAUUGAAUGUGUGGCAAGUGAAUCAAACAAGAACGCAAAUAACAUUUAUUUAAUCAUUGUAUGUGUAUUUACCGUGACAAUGUAUAAAACAGUACUUUUUAUACCUUGAAUUUCAAAACUAUUUUUAUACAUUUUUAUCUACUGUUAGAAAUAAACUUUACAUUUGAUUGCUA